GUCAUCAGUCAGCGCCCGUAUCGCGUACUUACCAUUGGCUGGCGCUAAGACGGAGGCGGGCGUUGUCCAAUGAGAGGCGCCGCGUGCCUAGAGGCGGAACCUGCGGAAGCUGGUGUUGGGGCGCCACGGGGCAGAAUGACAAAACAGAAGAGAAAAGUUCCUGGAGGGCCAGAGAAAAAGAGCAAAAGCCGGAAGAAGGCCUGCAUGGAGGAGGAGCCGCGGGCGCCCGAGGCCGGGCCGGAUGUUCAGGAUGCCAACCCCACCCUGACCCCGGAGCAGAAGAGGGUCCUGGAACGGAAGCUCAAGAAGGAACGCAAGAAGGAGGAGAGGAAGCGACUGCGGGCGGCAGGGCAGGCGGCCCAGGCCCCGUUGGCGCAGCGCUCGGGCGCGGAGCUGGCCCUGGACUACCUGAGUGGGUGGGCCCAGAAGCAGGCGGGCUGGCGGUUCCAGAAGACGCGGCAGACGUGGCUCCUGCAGCACAUGUUUGACCAGGACAAGGUCCCUGACAAGCACUUCCCCACACUGCUGGCCUACCUGGAGGGGCUGCAGGGCAGAGCCCGUGAGCUGACCGUGCUCAAGGCCGAAGCCCUGAUGCGGGAGCUGGAUGCAGCGGAUAAUAUACGUGACUCCCCGGGGAAGGCGCAGCGCCUGCGGCAGGUGCUACAGCUGCUGUCCUAGCAGGGG
This is a messenger RNA of Ochotona princeps (American pika), 684 nucleotides long. RefSeq names its product chromosome 24 C7orf50 homolog (gene CHLSN). The transcript is spliced from 5 exons. The coding region runs from base 70 to 678 and encodes 202 amino acids. Lineage: Eukaryota; Metazoa; Chordata; Mammalia; Lagomorpha; Ochotonidae. The record is from RefSeq and is a predicted model, not a curated record.